CACUCAAAACCAUCCACCAAUGACAGGUGACAAAAACAAACGAAGUUAGCAGGAGUCACGAGCAGCAGGUUGACAAGCAUAUAAUAAGCCACAGGAAACUGUAACAUACUGGCAGUCAAUUACUGCACGUUCCCAAACACACAAAGAUGACGGUAGAUUCUAGAACGUAUGAGCUGCAGCCUCUUUCCACACUGGGACGCUUCUACAUCUACGCCAUCCAUGGUUACGUUACAGAAGUUAUGUUCACAGCGACCUGGGAGUUUGUAGAGAACGGGAAUUGGAAGUUUCCUGGGAACACCAGUGUGUGGUGCCUUUUUAUAUAUGGUAUUUCAACAAUGGUCAUUGAGAAGAUGUACUUCAAGCUGCGUGAUCGACAGCCUUUACUUGUGCGUGCCAUGAUAUAUCUCAUGUGGACUUAUUUCUGGGAGUUCAGCACUGGAUUUAUCUUAAAACAGUUUGGAGCCUGUCCCUGGGACUAUGAACCAUAUUUUAAUGGGCACUUUAUGGGCCUUGUAACACUGGAAUAUGCCCCUCUUUGGUAUCUAGGUGCCAUCUUUGUGGAGCAAGUUAUUAUUAAAUAUUCUCUACAGCUAUACUGGGGAGGAGAAAUGAAGCAUGGGGUGGUGUUAUCAAAACCCUCAGCAAGCAAAGUUAAAUAGGAAAAAACCAUUACACCUAGUGCAAAAUAAAAAAAUGGAGCAUUUUUAACAUUAACUGCAUGCUGGAGACAUACUGUCAGUUCAGGUUCUAAGUUAUUGUCAUUAUAGGGCAAGAGGUGCAUUUUUCUUAGCUGAACAUAUUUGAUUGGUGUGCUGUGCAUGUGUCCUGAGUGGUCCAGGAUACACACUGUAGAUAACAGAAAAUAUUUUUAUUCCAGCUUUAGUUGGACAUGAAGUAUAUUUUGUUGUCUCAUGUACAUGUACUUGAAGAGGUGAAGAAGCAUUUAAAAUUUUUUUCAGGACUUUCAAUAUUAAGUUUUGAACAGUUAGGAGCAUGCUAUAUGUAGUACAGUGAUAGAGUGUGAAAAAGUAGAGGUUAAUGUUUUCAAUUUCUGAUUUUUUCCCGUAGCUAAUCAUUAUACAGAGUAAUGAACUUCCACAAUAUAUUGUAAGUUGUGGAAUUUCUCGUCAGUAGGUGUAAGGGUUUGUCUGGGGACCAAAGUACAGAUUAAGGUCACAGUGGUCCAGAUUUAUAGAAAACAUUCCACAUAUCUUGUAUGUGCAUUAUCUGAAGACUGCCCUCUGAAAUUUACUGAGUAAAGAACCUUUUUUUAUAUAUACAAGAUUCUUUUAACUUGCCAAAUGCUUCUUGAGAGAUCUCAGUUAUUAUACAAUUACUAAUUGGGUUUUAUGACAAACUUUUGUUUACCUCAUAGCACAAAUGUUUUUAAAUUCAAGAUUUUUGUUAGGUAACUCUUAGACUAUUGAUCUGUCUGCGCAAUCCAUUUGUAUGUUUUUAUCUUGCAUUGUGUUUGGACAACAUCUGAAGAAAAACUACACUGACAUGACGUUUUUUCUUGUUCUUAUCAUCUUAUGGCUAUUGUGCAAUUUAUAAAAGAUGGUUAACCUUAUAUCUUUAUAAUCUGGAAAGGUAUGUCUUGUUUUGUUGUAAAGUAUGUUUACAUACUUUUGAAUUUACUUAUUAUCAUAUUUAAGAGGCUGUAUUGAAACCAGGUCCACAUUUAUUGACUGACCAAUAAAUCCAAAAUCUCUUUCA
Molecule: messenger RNA, 1716 nt
Organism: Lingula anatina
Lineage: Eukaryota; Metazoa; Brachiopoda; Lingulata; Lingulida; Lingulidae
Product: transmembrane protein 229B
Source: RefSeq, a predicted model, not a curated record